This is a messenger RNA of Bursaphelenchus xylophilus (pine wood nematode), 644 nucleotides long. The record is from the annotation of a GenBank genome assembly. Lineage: Eukaryota; Metazoa; Nematoda; Chromadorea; Rhabditida; Aphelenchoididae.
AUGAGGCAGAGCAAAGUGUUCGAUACGAUGUUCUCCAACAACUUUGCAGAGUUCUCUCAAUCUCGCGAAUUUCAAGUGGGUCGGAUCGAUGGGAAAACUUUUGAAAAAGUUUUGGAAUGGUGCACGGAGCAUAAGGGUAAGUAUUUCAUGUAUUUCCUUGGUAUUUAGGACAAAGUGUUGACUCAGAGAGGAGAGUUGAAAAUACGUAAACUCUAUAAAGUUUUUUUCGAGAUUUUGAAACCCUUUCUGGGUGGUUUAUGUUUUUAUUUACCUAAUGUUUGGUCAAGAAAAGAUUUUGGGUUCUGAAGUCUGGCCCCGCCGUGGGCUAAACAACUAGUCUUGUUUCAGGACAACCAGAGCCCGAGAUCCAAGUGGAUCCUCACACACGAGAGCGAAGAUGGUUCAGCUAUACCGAGUUCCAGAAGAAGUUCUUCGAGCAGCCCAUUGAAGAUCUUGAGCAGGUUCUGUUGGCCGCCACUUAUCUCGACAUCCCUUCAUUGUACAUCUACACUUGCCAAGCCGUUGCUGGAAUGCUAAAAGGACGAACACCGGAGGAGAUUCGAGCUUUGCUGGGACUGCCCGACGAUCUGACAGAGGAGGAAAAGCGAAACAUUCGACAGCAAAAUGUUUGGUCCAGCGAAUGA